Larimichthys crocea (large yellow croaker) is the source of this 4177-nucleotide messenger RNA. RefSeq names its product F-box and leucine-rich repeat protein 14b (gene fbxl14b). The transcript has a single exon. Gene Ontology annotation, molecular function: protein binding. Gene Ontology annotation, cellular component: SCF ubiquitin ligase complex. Gene Ontology annotation, biological process: SCF-dependent proteasomal ubiquitin-dependent protein catabolic process. Bases 1072 to 2274 code for a protein of 400 amino acids. The record is from RefSeq and is a predicted model, not a curated record. Lineage: Eukaryota; Metazoa; Chordata; Actinopteri; Sciaenidae.
CAGGGCUUUUCCAGUUGGCCUGCCUGUGUUUCCUGUGUGGUCCGCUCAAAGGGUUAAAGCCCAAAGUGAACUGAAUUGUAAGAAGUUGGUUUCCAAGGGAAACUGUUCGCACCGUUCCAGCUGAGGCGGGACAAACCAACUGCCCUGACACGGAGGGGGUAGGGGUGAUCUGCUACGAUUGCGAAUUAAUUCAACACCGCGUCGCUUAUUAAAUAUUAACACAGUUAAUAUCGCGCGUUGUCGCUGCGAUACAUCGCUGACAGUGGCGUUGUUUGUCGUCGAAGCCGUUUCGCGACACGAAAAGAUGAAUGUUGUGACUUGCCUCCACCCCUCCCGUACGGCUAGAGUGCCGGGGUCCCUGCCAAGUCGGUUUGAAAAGAGCAGACAAAGGCUUUGAGCUCAGGACGCCCCUCUCUCUCUCUCACUCUGCUCUACAAAGCCAACCUAGCUCUAUCUUUUUUUUCUUCUUCUUCUUCUGCUUUUAUAUCAUGGAAAUGUUUUCUAAUAGGUGGCGUUAAGAGUGCUGGCUUUAUUUUUUUUUCCCACUUUCUUAUUCUGAAAUGUACGACCGUCUGGAUCCCCGCUCGGCCGAGAGAGGACGGCUUUUUGUAGGUAUAAUACAAGGAAGCGUCGUCUGAGAGAGGGAGCGAGAGGGGGAAGCAUUGACGCUUUUUCCUCCUCUCCUCCUCCUUCUUCCUUUCGCCCCCUUCUCCUCCUCUUUUUUGGCGGAGAGAGGGUAGAGGCAGGAAUAAACGCUUUUUUUUUUUGUUUUUUCUCUUUUCUCUUUUCUUUUUUAAAUGCAUUUGAAUCCUACUGCGCAACCAGACCGGAUCACGUGGGGUUUGGAGAGAGUUGGAUCGAUUUUGCACAGUUCAAUGUGAGAAAAAGAAAGAGAAACAAACAACUCCUAUUUCUUUUUUUUUUUGGGAGGUGGGGGGUACUUCUGUGGAUAACUGGGACUGUUGAUACUUUUGCAUAAUUGCAACAGAAGGGGUGGUGUUUGAGUGUGUUUUUUUUUCAGCCUUGGAGGUGUGGAGUAUUAAUUCUUAUAUGCCUGGGGUUUGAAAAACAAUGGAGACGCACAUUUCGUGCCUCUUCCCGGAAAUUUUGGCCAUGAUUUUCAGCUAUCUGGACGUGAGGGACAAAGGCAGGGUAGCCCAAGUGUGUAUCGCUUGGAGGGACGCAUCCUACCACAAGUCAGUGUGGAGGGGGGUGGAGGCCAAGCUGCACCUCCGCCGGGCCAAUCCCUCCCUGUUCCCCAGCCUCCAGGCCAGGGGCAUCCGGAGGGUCCAGAUCCUGUCCCUGCGCCGCAGCUUGAGCUAUGUGAUCCAGGGAAUGCCUAACAUAGAGUCCCUCAAUCUGUCCGGCUGCUACAACCUCACGGAUAACGGGCUGGGUCAUGCAUUUGUGCAGGAGAUCCCAUCACUUAGGGUUUUGAACCUGAGUCUGUGCAAGCAGAUCACAGACUCCAGUCUUGGCAGGAUAGCUCAGUAUCUGAAGAACCUGGAGGUGCUGGAGCUUGGUGGCUGCAGCAACAUCACCAACACUGGGCUUCUGUUGAUAGCCUGGGGCCUCCACCGGCUCAAGAGCCUCAAUCUGAGGUCUUGCAGGCAUGUUUCGGACGUGGGGAUUGGACAUUUGGCGGGCAUGACCCGCAGCGCGGCGGAGGGCUGCUUGAACCUGGAGUAUCUGACUCUCCAGGACUGUCAGAAACUAACGGACCUGUCACUCAAACACAUUUCCAAGGGGCUGACCAAGCUCCGGGUACUGAAUCUGAGCUUCUGCGGGGGGAUCUCAGACGCAGGUAUGAUCCACCUCUCCCACAUGGCAUCCCUGUGGAGCCUCAACCUACGCUCCUGUGACAACAUCAGCGACACAGGGACCAUGCACCUCGCCAUGGGUACCCUAAGGCUCUCCGGGCUUGACGUUUCCUUCUGCGAUAAGAUAGGGGACCAGACCCUGGCUUACAUUGCCCAGGGGCUGUACCAGCUCAAGUCUCUGUCGCUGUGCUCGUGUCACAUCUCUGACGACGGGAUAAACCGGAUGGUGAGGCAGAUGCACGAGCUGCGGACCCUGAACAUUGGACAGUGUGUGCGCAUCACGGACAAAGGGCUGGAGCUCAUAGCUGACCACCUGACCCAGCUGGCAGGCAUCGACCUGUAUGGAUGUACCAAGAUCACCAAGAGGGGACUGGAGAGGAUCACACAGCUCCCCUGCCUUAAAGUGUUGAACCUGGGACUCUGGCAGAUGACAGAGAGUGAGAAAGUGAGGUGAUUGGAAAUGUGUUGUUUCUGUUCUUUUUUUUCUUUUUCUUUUUUUUUGUUUGUUUUUUGGAUGGGGACAGAGGGGGGCAGGGGGAUAGAUGGGCGGGUAAAUUUCUUUUAUGAUUUAAAAGAAAGAGAGAAGAACCUCCCUUUUCCCUCCUGUGUGCUUGUGCAAGGUGUGCUUUUCCCAUGUGACCAGGAUUUUAUGUUCAAAUGUUUUUCUUUCUGUUGGCCUUGCAGGAUUUCAAUUAGUGUUUUUGAUAUGAUUUUAAUAUUCUGCCUGGUAGGAAGCAAUUAAAACUUUUUGUUAUGAGCUCAUAAAAAGAAAACCCUGUUUAACAAUUGUUUUGAUCUCAUAUUGAGUUUUAAUGUCUCCUAAAUUCUGACAUUGGACUGGAAUAACUUCAAUGCGAAUCAGCUUGUUUCACACAUUUUCAUUUCAAAGUGUCAUUUAAAUAAUCCGCUUCAUUUACUUCCAGAAUAUCCCUGAAGUGAAACUUGCAUCCAUUUUUAAAGCAAAAAGAGGUGUUAAAACUUGAAUAUGAGACUUUUAUUUUCAGUGAGUCUGGAUUUGAGACAUUCACGACUAAUCUCCGCUACAGCCAUCACGCCUAAAAACAUUUGGCUACCUCGUAUGUGGUUGUUUUCAAAGGGUGUAUACUGUUAAAGAAGAAGAAGAAGAAGAAAAAAACAGAAGGAAAGCGAAAAUGAGAGACUGGGAGAAAAUGUGCCUAAAGGGACUGUGUCUGCCCCCUCCCCCAUCCCCUCCCUACCUCCCUCCUCCAUGAGCAGAGCUGGAGAAAGGAGACCAGGACACAAUCUAACUACCUUUUGUUAAUUUACCCCCAUAAACAGCAACAAUUUCCCUGCAGAGGGGAACGAGAGAGAAAGGGAGAGAGCGAGCUGUAAAAUCUAUUCAGAUUUCAAGAGGGCGACGCUUUAUGCAAAACAAAAAAAAAGAAGAAGAAAGAAGAAACAACAAAAAAAAAUAUGAACCCGCUUGUGUGCAAGAGCUUUUUUUUAUUGUUUGUUUUCUUACAUUUUUUUUAAGGGAUAAAGUCCAACUUUAAUGCCCUUUUGGAGACAUGUGUUCAGGCUUUGACGCAAAUAAAGGAGGCAGGAUGAUCAGCUUGCCCUUAGAAGAAAUACCUACAGUCAUCCUAUAAUAAUACUAUAGAGAGAUAUGGGCUUAUUACAGAUAUGUUCUUUUUGGUCUGUUAUAGGGAUGUUUGGUGUUUUUUGUAAGGGGAUGCUGUUGGACACAAAUGUCAGUGGAUGUUGCUCAGAGCGUCGUACUUCAAAUUGAAGUGAUUUCUAUAUCUUAUACCCUUUAUUGAUCGAAACGAAUCAGGGUUUGUCUCAUGGCUUUAUUUUCCCACGUUAAUGCCAACACAGGUCGCAUUCAUAUUCAUGUUGCUCUCACCGGUAAGAGAGAGAGAGAGAACGAGAGAGGUAGAGGGAGAAGAGAGAGGAGGGUAGGGAUAUCUUUUUUUCCCCCCUCUUUUUCUCCAUCUCUCCCUGAAUAAAAAUACCCUGAAUCCAUUUUGAGACAUGCUUAGAAUAAGGAGCAAUCGAUUAUUUUUCUCUUUCUCUCUCUCCAUCUCGGGUUACAAGCUGGAUGCGUCUCUCUCUCUCUCUCUCUAUCUCUCUUUCUCUCACACAUGCACGCGCGCACACAGGGGCCUGUGUGUGUGCGCGGGCGUUUUAAUGUAAUGCAAUGACCUGCUAGAAAAAUUAAUAUACGGAUGUGCGUCCUGCUGAAAAAGCUGUGUGUGUUUGAAAAAUAAAAAAGAUGUACUGUAUAUUAUGUGUUUGUAAAGAAGAAAAAAAAUGCAGAAUCCCAAAAUUAAAUUGUUUUAUAUUCUUACGGUUAAAACAAUUAAAGAUAUUUAUAUAAUGAACGAAAAAGAACA